ACCAAUUGCGAACGUGUGUGCUGCUGCUGCGCGCGGAAAAAAACGUAAAUCUUCGUAUAUAUCAACAAAACAAUUAGAAAAAACAUAACUUGCAGUUUACCGGGACAACUAUACAAUAUAUUUUGAUAUUUUCAUACCGUUUACGCGCUUGCUUUGUGAGUUAUCUCCAAUUGAAAAUUGCAAAAAAUCACAGCAACAAAAAAUCAGUUUACGACGUUGCCAACGUUACGCACGCGUAUAAUUCGAAAAAUACAAUAUAAAACAACUAUUUGUGCGGAUAAUGUUAAUAGACCUGAGUGAAAGUGCCAGGAAAUUAUACAAAUAAUACAAAAUCGGUUGAUUUUAAGCAAUAUUUUUUGUGCAACUACCUGUUCUGCAGCAAAUGCAUAUACACACAUCCAACAACAACAACAAACCUUAGCGAGCAUCUAACUGUUGCGCUCGGCCGGCUGCUCUUCGUGUCUCUCUCUCCUCCGCGUCUUCGUAUGUCCGCGAGUGUUUUUCGUUAGUUUCGCGUGUGUUUCGUGUGUGUUUCGUGUUUGUUUCGCGUUCGUUUCGCGUUUGUGUGCGGCUGUUGUUGUUGUGGCUUUUCGCCAAGUGCAAUUAUUCGUUUCUUUUGUUUUUUAAACAACUUAAUGUCCCGCUAAACGGUUUUGGAAGCCGUCUCUGCGCGCCGCUGCUCCAAUUGGAUAUACGCAAAUAUAUUUUAACAGUUUCUGUACAGUAAAUCUUCCCUGAAAUGGCCCCCAUGCCACGUAUUCAACUGCCCAAUGGCAAUGCCUCAAUAAAAGCCAAUACAAAUAAUUUUCUCUAUGCCGAGACAAUGUCUGGAGAUAGUAGCCCCACGCCCAGUAGUCCACCCUCCAGUACAGCGGGCGUGGCCAAGUCCCAGUGUUCAUCGCUCUCCGAUGGCGAAUCCUUUGAGGGCUAUGGCGAAAAUGAGUAUCCCACCCAAUUGCGUGAAGGACGAAGCUCUAAUAACAAUAGCAAUAACAACAAUAGCAACGUCAUCAACAAUAAUAACAACAGUCUGAAUGGUGGCAAUACAAGUUCCCUGCACAAUCACAGUGGACACUCGAAUGAUGGGAAUAAUAAUUUAAAUGGAAGCACAGGCAUUGAACUCGAUUUGGCACCCCAUGUGGGGGCAUCAACACCACAAGAUGAUGACGAACUAAACAUAAUGCCCCGAGACAAUUGGGCCCGUCGCAGCUUGAGGCGAACUCCCACCAGCAAUCCUGAUAGUUUAUCCCAGCGUCGUUGGGGAUCCAUGAGACAUUCCGGCCGCAGACAGAUUAGUUCAAAUGCCUUAGCCAGCCAACUCUAUAGAUCAUCGAGCUUCAACUCAUCGGGCCGUAGCUCCAACUGUGAUACAACCGAAGACAUGUACAGCGAUAUAAGCUUGGAGAAUCGCCAUGAUUAUGACUAUAGGCUUGAAUUACUGCAGCGCAAGGUGGAGGAUCUAUCAGAUACACAGAAUAUAGCCGAAGAUCGGACGACACGCACCAAAACCGAAUAUGCUGUACUCCAGGCCAGAUAUCAUAUGCUGGAGGAGCAGUACCGAGAGUCGGAGCUGCGUGCCGAGGAGCGUUUGGCCGAGGAGCAGAAGCGUCAUCGCGAAAUCCUGGCCCGUGUGGAGCGUGAAGCCUCGCUGCAGGAUGAAAACUGUCAAAUGAAGAUCCGUGCCACCGAAAUCGAGGCUGUGGCAUUGCGUGAGGAGGCUGCCCGUUUGCGUGUCUUGUGUGAUAAGCAAGCCAAUGAUCUUCAUCGCACCGAAGAGCAACUGGAGUUGGCCCGCGAUCAGAUUGCCUCACUGCAGCAGGAGCAUGAGGAUCAGGCCUUGGCUUUGCGUCAAAAUGAGUUGGCCAAAAAGUCGGCCGAGGAGCUGAUGCUGGAGCUGAGCCGUGAGCUGCAGAGAGCACGUGAGGAGAGCGGGGCCAGGGCCAUGCCCACCACCUCGCCGGAGAGCAUAAGACUGGAGGAGCUGCAUCAGGAGCUCGAGGAGAUGCGCCAGAAGAAUCGAUCCCUUGAGGAGCAAAAUGAGGAGCUGCAGGCCACCAUGCUCACCAACCAGGCCACCAUGCUGACCAAUGGUGUGGAGCAGGGUCGUCAUUUGCUCAAUGGAACCCUCAAUAGUCUGGCCCAGGAGCUGGAGGAGAUGUCACAAGCCCAGGAUUCUGUGGAUUCAGCCACAUUAGCAUCCUUAAGUCAGCUGCAACAGGCCUUCCAGGAAAAGGAGGAUGAGAAUGUUCGUCUAAAGCACUAUAUUGAUACAAUCCUACUCAAUAUCGUGGAGAACUAUCCUCAGCUGCUGGAGGUCAAGCCCAUGGAAAGGAAGUGAAGCAAACCCCAAGGCAAUGGAGAUAAUGCCACCUUACCACCUAACACCUAACUAACUAAAUCAUAACUUUAUGUUAACAUUUUAAGCUAAACUCUAUAUAUAUACAUGUAUUUAUGUCGUAUAUUUAAGUCGUAAUUUAUUUUAUAACAAAAUUAUUGUAUUCUUUCUUUUAAAAACCAAAACAGAACAACACUGAAUAAGAGAAAACACAAAGAUUUGUAUGUCAAAAAGAAGAUCCUUAAAUGUUUUUUGUAAAAAGUGAGAGAUAGCCUGAAAAUUCUGUAAAAGUUUAAAUCUUUAAACUUGAGUCUUGUAUAGUGAGUGUUGUUAAAUCCAUAAAUCUUGUUAGCUUGUAAGUCUUAAAUAUGCAUGUUUAAUCUUUACAAAACAAAAAACGAAAUCAAGAAAUGGAGCCCCAAUUAUUUUAUCCUAUGACAAGUUACUAUAAUUCUCUAAUUGAAAUUGAAGAAGAACUUUUAUGAAGUGUUAAUGUUUGUUAGGAGAUAUUUUCCAAUUUGUUGAAUAAUGGCAGGCUAAGAAGGUUUUUACUGGGAGCUCUUAUUCUUAUUCUUUAAACUAUUUUAUGUACACUUUUUUUUAAGCAUCACCCAAAAGAUUAACCCUUUUAAAAAUCUUCUUAAGUUUGCCAGCAAAAUAAUAUCGAUCGAGAAAAAAUUUGCGUUUAUGGUAUGGACAAUCCCAGGAUAUGCAGUCGGUGUUUUAGUUUAAUGUGGAUCAUUCACUUACUAUCUAUAUCUAUAUAUAAAAAACAUAACUCUCAAAACAUAUGUCAAUGUAUAGCACAUCGCAGUUGAAACUAAACAUACUCUGAAUAUAUAUAUUUAUCAUUAACCGAAUAUUAAAGUGGCCGUAAUGUGCAAACAUUUAGGGAUCCGAGGUCUCUUUUUGUUUGAUAAUGCGAUCCCUAAUAGUCUAACUCCAGCGGUCAACACUAAAGUAUAGCUAAAUAUUUAUAAACAAACAAACAUUAGAUUUGAAAUGAGAACUUUAAUCAAAAUUUGAUUGCCUUAAAUGGACGUUUUUAAAGUGUUUUAAGGCCCUAGUUAAACUCUAACAAAGAGAAGUCCAUAACUUUUAAUGACCAUACUAAGUAACAUGCAAAGUAACAUGGAAUUUUUAAAUUUAAUUUACAAAAUGCAAUAAGCUGAACUUAUGUCCAAAUAAAAACUGAUGCAUAUUUUAUAAAACAUCGA
Messenger RNA from Drosophila serrata, 3552 nucleotides. RefSeq names its product rab11 family-interacting protein nuf (gene nuf). Gene Ontology annotation, biological process: regulation of cytokinesis; endocytic recycling. Lineage: Eukaryota; Metazoa; Arthropoda; Insecta; Diptera; Drosophilidae. Gene Ontology annotation, cellular component: cleavage furrow; midbody; recycling endosome membrane. The record is from RefSeq and is a predicted model, not a curated record.